Talaromyces amestolkiae is the source of this 2631-nucleotide messenger RNA. RefSeq lists its product as uncharacterized. Bases 1 to 2631 code for a protein of 876 amino acids. Gene Ontology annotation, biological process: nucleoside metabolic process. The record is from RefSeq and is a predicted model, not a curated record. Lineage: Eukaryota; Fungi; Ascomycota; Eurotiomycetes; Eurotiales; Trichocomaceae. The transcript is spliced from 3 exons. Gene Ontology annotation, molecular function: catalytic activity.
AUGGAGAACAUUCUUGAUCUCUGUCGGGAUGUUUUCCCCUGGGUCGGCAAACUGGCAACGCUUCUUGGCCGGGAUACGCAGGAUAACAGAUUCGCUCAUCUCGGCGGCGAACUCUUCAUCCUGGCUAAUCAAAUCCCCUACUCAGACCAGGCAGGGAUAAAUUCCAAGCUUUUCAAGGUUGCAGAGCUUGUUAACAAAGCUUGUUCUAUCACUGCCCAGAUCUCGAGAAAUAAACAUGUUAGAGGAAAUAAGCUGCUUGGUGCGCUUCAGAGGAUACUAGAGUGCAUGGAAGACAAGCCCGCCGAGGAAAUUCUUGUUCGCGAUAUUCGACGCAGCCUAACACAAUUCGUCCAGCAGAACCUUGAGUAUACUUCCCUCCUACAUUUUAUCACUGAUUGCCAGCGCGCAAUGGAUUCACCAGAUACCACUUCUGAUGAGCAGAUACGACUUUUUUCUAAGGACACUAGCUACCCCACCCAAGUCAACAAUACACUUUAUACCCAACUCCGAAUGUACUCGACCUGCUCAUGUAGCACACAACAUCUGGAUUACGCGCGGCUGCGAUUGAAUUCUGAACAUGAUACCCGCGACGACGAGACUAUCCCGUUUGAGCUGUUGUUUGCGGCAAGCACUACAUCUUAUCAUACAACCAAUUGUCAGUACCGGUGGAGAGAGGCGAAGAUAUCAGUUGCUAGACAUAACGAACCAUCUCGGAAGAAACAAGUCUCAUUUACGAUCCAAUCUUCGAGUCCAUCGCCUACGACGCAGAGCAAGUCUCUUUUACCAAACGGCCUCCGGAAAGUCGAAACUGAGGGAUUCUGCAGGCUGAUCGGUAGUGAGAAGAAUAAACCUAUCCACUUUUAUAUCCAAAACAAUGUGAUGAAGUUCAACGACACCGUUCAAGGGAAUAUCUGGCGGGAUUUUCUUCCCCAAGCAGGUAUCUCUCUCGCAGAAUGGCUGGAACAGACAGUACAUCUCUCAAACAGGGUAAAAGUUACGCUAGCAUAUACUAUCGCGAGAUCAGUGUGGCAGUACUAUAAUUCCUAUUGGAUGGUGAGCCCAUGGACUCAUGAGAAUAUCCAAAUGCUGAAGGAAAAUAUCAGUGAUCGGAAACAAAUCCGGCCUCAUCCGUAUUUUACCACGAAAUUGGAUAAAUACAAGCAGCAAAUACUGGACUACUGCAUUGCGGAUGACCUUUUCCACAUGUAUCCUAACGUCCUAGCGUUGGGAGUUAUUCUCGUUGAAAUUGCAGCCAAGAAGCCGCUCAGACCUGACAGCCCCCAUUACCUCUGGGAUGAAACCACAAUCAACGAGUACUACGAGUGGGCUUGGACUACAGCAAGCUGCAGUGACUUGGGAAACACAAUUGGCGCCGCUUAUAAUGCGGUAGUGAACAACUGUCUCGACCCCGAAAUUUUCGGAGAGUGUUCCAUUGACCAGUCCAAACCUGAAAAGGGUCUUGAGAUCAGACAGUCACUUCUUUAUGAGAAAGUUGUACUGCCCCUUCGGGGGCUAUAUCACGCGUAUAAAGAUGACUGGGAAAUUGAAGAGAUUCCUGGGUCGGAUAUCCCCAUCUCUUCCAACAUCUUUCGGACCGACGAUCACAACGCCCGUAUCAAACCGGCCAACCGAACCCAAUUCAAUGUCGCCAUUUUUUGUGCGUUACCCCUGGAAGCGGACGCCGUCAGGGAACUUUUCGAGGAGAUUUGGGGUGAAGAAGGGGAGAACUACGGAAAAGCAAUCGGAGACGAAAAUACGUACACUCUGGGUAAAAUCCAGCAUCACAACGUAGUUCUCGUUCACAUGGCGGACAUGGGAAAAGGCGCUGCGUCCCAAGCGGCUUCGAGUGUACGGUCCAGCUAUCCGGAGGUCAAGCUCGGGCUUGUGGUUGGGGUUUGUGGGGGAGUUCCGAACGACGACCUGAUCCUUGGCGAUGUGGUGAUCAGUGAUGGAAUUGUGCAGUACGACCUUGGUAGGCAGCUUUCGGAUACGUUUUUGACCAGGGCAGGACCCUAUCAACCUAAUCGAAAAAUUCAAGGGAUGUUAGCCAAACUUAAGGGGUUGCGAGUGCGAGAACGUGUUGAAACGAAGCUUUCCCAAAAUCUCAAAAUCUUGCAGAUAAAGCCAGGGCUCAAAAGAUCUUACUAUCCAGGGAUCGACAAGGAUGAACUGUUCCAAUCCACAUACCGGCACAAGCACCAAGAUCCAGCAUCAUGUACAACAUGCGGUGCUUGUGAAGGCAAGACGGAUCCAGUAUGUGAAGAGGCACGAAAACUAACGUGUCAGGAGCUUGGAUGCCAGAAGGGCUCGUUGGUCCCUCGCCAACGACUGGUGGAGGCAGCUGCAAAGCGCAGCUCGCCAAAUCCGAAAAUCCACUUCGGGCUUGUCGGGUCUGGGGACACAGUUAUGAAGUCUGGACAGCAUCGUAAUGAGACUGCGGCCCAGCACAAUCUUAUCGCUUUUGAGAUGGAAGCUUCAGGGGUUUGUGGCAAUCUGCCAUGCCUUGUUAUCAAAGGCGUGUGUGAUUACGCGGAUAGUCAUAAGAACAAGCACUGGCAAGACUAUGCUGCUGCUACUGCUGCAGCUUGCAUGAAAGCCAUCUUGGAGGAACAUGAGUGGCAAGAAAGUUAA